CAGAGAACACCUGCGGCGAAGACUGCAGGUGUUAGGCCUCGGUGCACUGCGUGGCACAACUACAACAGCUUUUAUCAGUAUACUGCCGUCAUCCGGUUGCCACAUUCUCCGCUCGGUUACCUCACCUGGUAUAGGCUGAAGCUAAUCAAGUGAUAAUGGGAAUCAGGGACCUCACCGCAAGCAUCCUCUGGUUGACGAGCUUCCUGCUGGCCUUCACUCCACUCACCCAUCAGGCGCAGCAAGGGGGUGCGUCCGGACAGGAUGGAUUGAGCUUUGCCAUGGGCGCCUUCGGUGUGGUGACGGAACUCCCAGAUGCCCUGCAGGCUUACCCACUGACGAAUAGCUGGGGGAAGCCGACCGUCAUAAGGGUGGUGCAGGGAGGCGUGAACAUCGACAGCGACUAUGACGAUGAAAUAAUCACCUAUAAAGUUAAGGCCACCGCUCCGGAGGCUGGGGUGAAGGUUGCAAAUGUUGAGCAUUAAUGAUGACACUGCUCUCGUGUGUACACAAAACAGCAGCAAGGGUCCAUAAGACUCGUAUUCUGAAACAUUUCUGCGCCUCAUCUCCAUUACAUUCAAAAGGCUCUAGCUGAAGUGACACGGGUUUUUCAGGAUGUUUUAUUUACGGUUAUAGUGGCGAGAUUUCUACAUUAUUAGCAGGAAAAAAUACUCUUGAGAAUUCGGCUAGUCACCUCUGUGGCCUUUGAAGAUAGUCGUGGUGAGAGAGCAAAGCGUUUCUGAAUACAGCCAUGGUUUUGUGUGAGAACUUGGCUGGGAGAGGAACACCACGCAGACGACUAUUAUGCACGUCCUCCCGACCUCCUGAAGUGAAGAAAAUGUUCAUGUUUCUGUUCUGACUUGCACCAACGCACCAGUUCCGUAUAAGGGAAUACAUAUUGAAUCAGAAAAUUUCCAAGUAAAAAAAAAAUAAAUAAAAAAAUAAUAAAUAAAUGAUAAAAAUAAUAAAGGAAGAAAGAGAAGUCAGAGGGCAAUGUUUUUUUUUUUUCAGCCAUUCCUCACAUAUGCGCAUACGAAUAUCUGUCUAUUUAUUUAUCUAUCCAUCCAUCUAUCUGUGUGCUAUUAUUAUUAUUAUUAUUAUUAUUAUUAUUAUUAUUAUUAUUAUUAUUGGUGUCAUAUACCAGGAAGGGUUACAUUGCACAAGAGCAAGUGUGUAUCUGUUCUGCUGUAACCUGAUUAACUUUUAUCGGCAGUGUUACCAUAAUAAAAAACAUUAUUUCA
Molecule: messenger RNA, 1238 nt
Organism: Scylla paramamosain (green mud crab)
Lineage: Eukaryota; Metazoa; Arthropoda; Malacostraca; Decapoda; Portunidae
Exons: 4
Coding region: 156-482 (108 amino acids)
Source: RefSeq, a predicted model, not a curated record